AUGGCUUGGAAGGUUCCGCUCGGCUGGCCACCCUCGACGCCCGGCUGCCCUCCAUCUGAUGCCUGGGAGGGCGCGGAGCCUAGCGAAGCGGAGGCUGCAGACGCCGAAGCCGCUGCUGGCGAUGUUUACUUCACGGAAGAGGAGAUUGCCAGCUGGACGGGAAAGCAGGCCGUGCUCUGGCUCUUGGAGGCCGGCAACGCCUUCGAGGCCCUGGGCCUCCGCCCGAAGCCGACGCCAUCGGCGCGCCUGCGUCGGCGCUUCCUCAGGCUCUCGCUGCUGACGCAUCCGGACAAGAACAACGAGCCGGAUGCACCAGAGGAGGCUGCAUUUGCCUUUCAUGAGCUUGCGUUUGCUUUUCACAGACCCUCUCAUUUUGCACUCAUUUCAGAGGAUGGCGCACUUAACUUGCUUUGUAAGAGCCUUCUGAUUUUGCUCUUAGCUGCUUUGCCUGCCAUGGACAACAUUCGUUCUUCCCAGGAGAUCCGCGAUGCAUUGUCCUUCUUGUACAACAGCGACGUGCAUCAGGUUGCGUCUUGCAUUCCUGGUGGGCCCGCCGCGGGUCAACGGAAACUUCUCUUGAUGGCGACGAUGAGCUUUCAGCUCCCUCCGGCGUCGGGCUCUGCAUCGACACAGGACACCCCACAGGAGACAAAGGGGGACAAGGGUGCUGCCAAGGAUGGAGGAGACCAGCCCAAAGAUGCAUAG
Symbiodinium sp. CCMP2592 is the source of this 705-nucleotide messenger RNA. The record is from the annotation of a GenBank genome assembly. NCBI's taxonomy places the organism in Eukaryota, Dinophyceae, Suessiales, Symbiodiniaceae.